GUCUGACAACAACGAAGUAGUAGUAGUAGAAGAAGAAGCGUCUGCUUUAAGUUUAUAUGACGUAGAGCUAGGCUGUGUUUUUUUGCUCUUUUAUUGGAGACAAAUUCUAAAGAAACAACGAAACCUAACAUCAUAAUGUGACCAAUCGUGUGAACAACCCAGUUAAAUGUUUUGGACGUGAAAAAUGGUCUCUUUUUUGAAGGGGUUAUGAAAGUUACAAAAAGAUCACCUCCCUGACAGAGAAACAAAAGAAAAUGGCCUGGUUUCAUCAUGCCUUGCAAGAAGCAAGCCUACCACAGUCGCCUUCGAUGAAGAAUCAUGUAUGUCUCGAGUCAACCCCCAGAUCAGCUAUACCAGUAGCUGAGGGCCAAGGUUGGCCUCAAUGCCUCCUAUCCUCCAUUACAUCCUACCCUACUGCUUCACAAGAUAUGCUAUGCCUAAAAGUGGGAGAACAUUUGGAUAACUCUUCCAUCAAUCAGAGUGAUGGUCCAGUGCCUUUGUCAUACGUGACUCUCCAGGAACAGCGCUGUGUGGUUAGCUGGUUUCUUGGCUGGGGUCCGUCUCAAAGAGAAUGUUUUCUUCAGGACCUGAUUUCAAAGGCAGUACCAGGAAAAGUUUGCAGCUUAUUGGAGCACCUUAAUAAACUUCAGGUGAUUUUUAUUUUCAGUCAAAAAUGUCAUAUCACACCAAGUGUUCACUGAUAUUUCACUGCUAUA
Ictalurus punctatus (channel catfish) is the source of this 716-nucleotide messenger RNA. RefSeq names its product chromosome 7 C14orf119 homolog (gene c7h14orf119). The coding region runs from base 255 to 701 and encodes 148 amino acids. The transcript has 2 exons. The record is from RefSeq and is a predicted model, not a curated record. Lineage: Eukaryota; Metazoa; Chordata; Actinopteri; Siluriformes; Ictaluridae.